Messenger RNA from Phialemonium atrogriseum, 3507 nucleotides. RefSeq lists its product as uncharacterized. The record is from RefSeq and is a predicted model, not a curated record. The transcript has a single exon. Lineage: Eukaryota; Fungi; Ascomycota; Sordariomycetes; Cephalothecales; Cephalothecaceae. Gene Ontology annotation, cellular component: cytoplasm. Gene Ontology annotation, molecular function: phosphomevalonate kinase activity; FAD binding. Gene Ontology annotation, biological process: cholesterol biosynthetic process. Bases 1 to 3507 code for a protein of 1168 amino acids.
AUGGCUACACUCUACUCCUUAAAGUGGGCCCUUAGGCAGAAAGUCACGGCAAAGGCGUCGUCCUCGAAGCAGCCGUUGUCCGACACACAGUACAGCACUGGCUUCGAUAUCUUGGUGCGGGGCUCAGGAUGGACGACGUACCAAGACUUCAUUAUCCCUCAACUAUCUCAGCUGCUAGCCCCUCUCUUCAACUCGCGUAUCUAUAUCUCAGUGCUAGAAAUCGGACCCGGCCCGAAGAGCGUACUUGGAUACCUGCCCAGCCGUCAGAGACAGAAGGUUAGGAGAUACGCUGCAUUUGAGCCUAACGGCGUGUUUGCUACAAGAUUGGAAGAAUGCUUUUGCUCUACCUCAGAGACGGAGUCCCCGCUGCCCUGUCUGGAAAGCCCGCCUGACAUCCAUCGAAUCCCAUUCGGUCUGGACAGCAAUACAGGGAGCGGUGCAGGUGCCGGUGCGAGUGGUAGCGACGAAAAAUUCGACGUCAUCCUAUUCUGCCACAGCAUGUACGGCAUGAAGCCCAAACACAGGUUCAUCGAACGGGCUCUGGAAAUGCUUGUUAUGCAGCCAGAAGGCGGAAUGGUGGUGGUUUUCCAUCGCGACGGGACCCUGCACCUCGACGGCUUGGUGUGCCAUCGAACGGCUUCUUUCCCUACCGGAGUCGCUCGCGUGGCAAAUGACGACGAGGUGCUGGAUUGUUUUGCUCCUUUUGUCGCGGGGUUUGUCAUGCAGGAUGUAGAAGUGGACAAGGCUAUCCGAGUCGAGUGGCGUGAGGUUUGCCGCGCCUUGGGCCGUCGUGAGGAAUCCCACCCGGACCAUCUCUUGCUCAGCUCGCCCAACGUCAUGGUGGCCUUUACCAAACAUGCGACCACAUUGCCGGAGCUGGCGGCGCAGGUGCCAGUGGCGGCGGAGGACAAGACGGUUAAAAACUGGGAGGCUCGCCUCCACUACCCCGCCUCGAUUAUUCUGCCGACAGAGAUCCGACAUGUCCAGCAGUGCGUUCGAUGGGCUCUGAAGCACGGGGUCGGCCUGACUGUCGUCGGCGGGGGUCACAGCGGCCACUGUCUGUGGCCCAACGUCGUCUCCAUCGAAAUGGGCGCCUUUGACCAAGUACACAUUCUCACGGCUGGGGAGGAUGGAGGAGAAUCCGGUUCCGACUCCGGCUCUUUGGUCGUCGCCGAGGCUGGCUGCAAGACGGGGGAUAUCGUCCGCAAGACCAUGGCGGCGGGCGUGACAGUGCCCCUGGGGGCUCGCCCAAGCGUAGGCGCGGGGCUGUGGCUACAAGGCGGCAUAGGGCACCUGGCUAGGCUGCACGGGCUCGCGUGCGACGCCAUCGUCGGUGCCGUGCUGGUUAGCGUCGACUCUGGCCAGGUCCUCUACAUUGGUUGUGUGCCAAGCCAACACCGGCCGACCGGUGCUGUGCGCCCGGAAAACGAAACCGAUCUGUUAUGGGCGAUCAAAGGCGCCGGGACCAACUUUGGCAUCGUGGUCAGCGUUACUUUCAAGGCUUACGCGGCUCCGACCUACUCGACUCGAUACUGGGUUGUCCCACUGAGCGACAACCUCGAGGCGCGGCUCAAACUUGGCGAUUUUGAUAAAUUCGUCGCCAGGGACCUCCCCCGGAACUGUUCUGCAGACGCGUAUCUGUACUGGGACAGCGGCCAGCUGCAUCUUGGCGUGACUAUGUUCGAAUCUCCCACGUCUAGGCUCACAUUUGAGACACCCACGCCCACGCCCACGCCCAACCCCGUAGGUACAAUCUUGGGCCCGGAAGACAAUUUCAAGGUCGUCGACGGCGUCGGUUUGUUCGAGACCGAGAUGUACAUGUCCGGGAUGCACGGCGGGCACGGCGGCGGCAAGACCUCCUCGUUCAAGCGAUGUGUAUUCUUAAAUCGCAUUGGAGCAGAGAACGUCGCCGACAUCUUGGUGGCCGCCGUUGAGACUCGUCCCUCGCCACUCUGCUAUCUCCAUCUGCUGCAAGGUGGCGGAGCGGUCGGCGACGUGGCGGCUAAUGCCACUGCUUUCGGCUGCCGAGACUGGGACUUUGCCUGCGUGGUAACUGGUGUAUGGCCCCGCGACCAAGAUGGAACCGAAGCCGCUCGAGCUGCCGUGACGUGGGUUUACAACGUCGCCAGGGACUUGUUGCCCUUGAGCAGCGGAGCUUACGGCGCCGACCUUGGGCCGGACCCCAGAGACGCCGCGCUGGCGGCCAAGGCCUUUGGACCGAACCGGCCACGCCUAGCCCGUCUCAAACACAGCUCGGACCCGCGCAAUGUGCUGGCUUACGCCUGCCCGCUCCCGAAAGCGCCGAUGGAACAGAAGCUCAUAAUUCUUGUCACGGGCGAAAGCUGCGCCGGCAAGGACUAUUGCGCCGACAUCUGGGUCUCCGUGUUCAUCACAUGCACCCACAAAACGCUCACGGCGCGUGCAGUCAACAUUAGCGAUGCGACCAAGCGAGAAUACGCGGCGGCGACGGGUGCCGACCUGAACCGCCUGCUUUGCGACCGUGCCUACAAGGAGCAACACCGGCCAGCGUUGACUACAUUUUUCCAGGGCCAGGUGCGGCAGCGACCUCGGCUGCCAGAGGAGCAUUUUCUGAACGUGGUGUACGGCGCCGUAGAUGUGGACGUGCUGCUAAUUACUGGGAUGAGAGACGAGGCGCCGGUAGCCGCCUUCUCGCAUUUGGUGCCAGACAGCAGACUGCUCGAGGUUCGCGUCAAAGCGAGCGACGAGACGCGGCGGGUUUGCCGAGGGUGCCACGGUGGUGAUGACGACGGUGGCGACAACAAGGACAGCAAGGAUAAGAACAAUGGCAGGUCGAAUUUGACGACCUCGGACUACCGCCCCAGUCUCAUCUUCGACAAUGACAAGACUGGAAAAGAGGCGGCAAAAAGGCUUGCCGAACACUCCCUGCUUCCCUUCUUCCACGAGGACUUGCAGCGACUGGCCAAUAUGGUGCGCCCGGUACCCGACUUUCCACGCCCCGGCAUCGAGUUCCGCCACGUGCUCGACAUCUCACAGCAACCAGGUGGGCUGGCCCUAUGUACGUCUCUGCUGCAAACUCACUUCACUGGUGACUGGGCCAAGGUCGACGUGGUGGCGUGUUGCGAGGCCGGCGGGUUUGUCUAUGCGUCGGCGUUGGCCUUACGGGUCGAUGUACCCUUGGCGCUGAUUCGCGAAGCCGGCAAGCUCCCCCCACCCACUCUUUCAGUCAUCAAGUCCCCGUCGCAUAUCUCGUCUUCGGCAUCCAACGAUUCAAGAGAGAAGACGAUCGAGAUGGACCGGGACGUGGUCCCUAGGGGCGCGUCAGUAGUGGUGGUAGACGACGUGCUUGCUACAGGGGAGGCGCUUUGUGCGGUGCUACAUCUAUUAGAUGAAGCAGGCAUUGGUGCCGAGGAUGUCAGCAUCAUGUCUGUGGUUGAGUUCCCUGUUCACCGUGGCCGAGAACUGUUGCGCCGGCGUGGCUUUGGCAGAGUCAAUAUACAAAGCCUUUUGGUUUUUGGCGGUGCUUAG